Oreochromis aureus is the source of this 948-nucleotide messenger RNA. Its product is annotated as zinc finger protein 771-like. The record is from RefSeq and is a predicted model, not a curated record. The transcript has 2 exons. NCBI's taxonomy places the organism in Eukaryota, Metazoa, Chordata, Actinopteri, Cichliformes, Cichlidae. The coding region runs from base 48 to 866 and encodes 272 amino acids. Gene Ontology annotation, biological process: regulation of immune system process; negative regulation of transcription by RNA polymerase II; regulation of cytokine production.
GAGCGAGCCCCAGGCUCCAGGCCUCCAGACCAGAGCUUCUCACUGUCAUGACAACCCUCUGCGAGCGUCUGCUGGAGGAGCUGGGGAGGCUGCUGGAGGAGGAGGCGGAGUUGAAAGAGCCCGUUAACCCUCAGCCAGACUCCGCCCAUCCAGCCUCAGAGGUUGGGGUCCAGCAGAAGCUGAGCAGCCAAUCAGAUGUUAUUACAAGUGACCGAUCAGAGCAGGCUCCAGGAGCAGGCAGUGGGCGGAGCUUCAGCUGCAAUGUCUGUAGCAGAGACUUCUCCAAACGCUCCAACCUGCGUGCUCACGUGCGCGUGCACAGUGGGGAGCGCCCAUUCAGCUGUUCCGUGUGCGGCCGCUGUUUCUCCGCCCACAGCAGCAAACGCAUCCACCAUCUCACUGUCCACGGGCACCAGCGCCCAUACGCCUGCAGUCACUGCGGGAAGGCUUUCGGCACGCGCGGCCACCUCAGGGUACACCAGGCGGCGGGGCGGUGGCCGCUCAUGUGCUCAGCCUGCAGAGAGAUGCUCGCGACGGUGUGCGGCCUGAAGAAGCACAGACUGACGUGUCAGAGCGCCGGCCAAACGUUCUCCAGACGCGCUGACCUGUCCGCUCACCGCCGCGUGCACCUGCAGCACAAACCCUUCACCUGUCCCACCUGCGGCAAAGGCUUCACAGCACCCCGCAGCGUGCGCGUGCACCUGCUCACUGUCCACGCUGGUCUGAAGCCAUUCAGCUGCAGAGUGUGCGGGAAGGCAUUCAGCCAGCAGAGCGGCCUAACGGCCCAGCAGCGGACACACAGCGGCGAGCGGCCUCACGUCUGUGAGUGGUGUGGCCGCCACUUCUCCAGCAGCAGCGGACUGUAGGUGCACCAUCGCGUGCACACCGGCGAGAAGGCCUUCACCUGCGACAUCUGCGGGAGGAGCUUCAGCGUGUCGGCCAACCUAC